Molecule: messenger RNA, 156 nt
Organism: Amorphotheca resinae ATCC 22711
Lineage: Eukaryota; Fungi; Ascomycota; Leotiomycetes; Helotiales; Amorphothecaceae
Exons: 1
Source: RefSeq, a predicted model, not a curated record
AGGCCUAACAAGAAGCUAUUAGAUCGCUACCUUAGCCCUUUUAAAGUCACUUAUAUUAUGUUAAAUAAGUUAGCCUACAAGCUUAAGUUACCUCUAGUAUUUAAAAUCUACCUUAUGUUCUAUAUAUCUCUACUAGAGCUAUACUACUAUAGAGCU